GACCGAGGAAGUGAAAGAGUUUGACAUGAAGCAGAUCAUAUCAUAAACUAAAGCAACAACUUUUCAACUAGUUUCUGAAAAUUCAAAUGAGAUAUGUCAAAUGACAAAACUAGCAUCAACAUUCCCAGAGAGCUGCACUUUGUUAACUGGUUAGUUAACUCUGAUCACUCUAACACCACUAAUGAUGAUAUUGAAGAGUGUGAAUGUGAUCCUCCAGUUAGUGACUGGGACUCCUGCCUGCUCGACCCUGAGGAACAGUACCACCUGCCCCGGAGCAGUCCUGUCAUAUCCCGCAAGAGGCUUAACAUAGAACUAGAGACAGAAACACAGUCAUCUCCUACUGGAAUGGCUUUGACACCUCCAGUCCACAAUAGAGCAGAAAUAUCUGCCUCUCCAUCAACAACAGUGAACAACAAUUCAGAUCUACAUACACUGGAACAGCUGAAUAACUCAGAUAAAUGGGAACAACUUUCAGUUGUACCAAACAAAGCUUUAGUAUCUGUGCCAGAUAUAAACAAAGAUGCAUCCUCUCUUCCAGGUUGCCUUGAUUACUGCAAUUUGCCCAAGGUGUCUAUAGGACAGUCAAAGUUUCACACACAUAAUUGUGGUACAGGUUUAAUUUCAACUGUUUCUCAAGAGUCUCAGCUUCCCAGUCACUCUACUGGGAAGCUCAGCUUUGAGACUGUUUCUAGAAGAUUGAGGGUCCCACAAAAUAAGGGCCUCCAGCUAGGACCUAAAAGAAGAGCCUUUUCUGACAUUACAUCAGUAUCUGGUCAGAGGAGCUCAGGCCAAGCUAAGAAAUGUGGGUCAUUUGUUGAUGUACACUCCACUGAAGACCUCUAUAGGAGCAGUUUGGACUUAGACCAGGAGAAUGCUCAUUUUGUAGUUGUGGAUAUGGUGCUGGAAGUGCUCGAGACUGUGAAAUGGGUUGUGUGUCUGCGACAAUUAAACAGCACAAAUCCUUAUCAAGAUGGAUAUAACACACACAACACCACAAAAACUGACUCAAUCUCCUCCUUUGACAGCUGGUUUGAGGACGACAGCGCCCCAAACAGAUAUUCUUUGGCUUCUUUUGAGAGUCCUAUGCAGAGCUCCAGAACGCCAUGCUCUGCAGAACAUUUAGCCCAUCAUUUGGUGUCAGAGUUCAGGAAGCAGUGGUUCCCCUCUGAGCAACUGCAUAACCCUGGCAACCUCACCUCAGCUCUGCAGGAAGUCUCUGUCCCCAUGAUGGCAGGGGACAUGGUCAAUCUAACUGAAGAGAUCAGGCAGAAGAGCAGGAUGAGAGGAACAUUAACCUGGGCUCCACCCAGAUUUCAAAUCAUCUUCUGUGUUCAACCAACACACAGACGCAGUGAUGUCAUUGCUUCCCAGCAUUUCUUGUGUGCAGGAUGUGGCACUGAAGUAGACCCCAGGUAUUUAAAGAAAUUGCGGUAUUGUGACUACCUGGGUAGAUACUUUUGUGAUGGUUGCCAUGGUGGUGGCGAAUCAGUGAUUCCAGGUCGGGUUCUGAGUAACUGGGAUUUUGCACGAUAUCCGGUCUGCCAUUUCUCCAGGCUGUUACUGGACUCCAUAUGGCAGCAACCGCUCUUCAAAAUCACAAGUUUGGCAAAGAACCUCUACAGCCAGGCCAAAGAGCUACAGCGUUUCAGGGAUCUACAGGAGCAACUAAUAUCCAUCAAAAAGCUUCUGAGCACAUGCAGACUAUCAGCUGGAGUCUGUGCUGAGUUUGAACAAAUUCCUUCUCACUUGAUGGGGGAACUCCACCUCUUCUCCAUGGAUGACCUCAUCAGGGUGAAAAAGGGUCAGCUCUGUAUCACAGCAAGAGCCAUAAUGCAGUCUGCCACUGCUCACAUAGACAAUUGUGAGCUGUGUCAGGCAAAAGGUUUUAUCUGUGAGUUCUGUCACGGGAAGGAAGUGAUUUUCCCUUUUCAGAGAGACACCUGUACCCGCUGCCCAGAUUGCAAAGCCUGUUUCCACAUCUCAUGUUUCCGCAAUGAAGCAUGUCCAAAAUGCACCCGACUCCUGAAACGAAAAAAGAUCCAGGAAGCCACAAAUUCAUAAAAUCUUCGUAUUUUGCUGCAUUAUAAAAGUGGACACUUUCAGGUGUUUAUAGCCCUUGAAGAGUUUAAUUGUUUAUAAAUACAUUAAUGUGUUAUAUUUUGUAAUUUUGUAUAGCACAGAUAAAAGACAUUUUCAUAUUUGUAAUCAGAGCUCUUGAUGACUUUGUACAUGAUUUUCCUCAAGAAGCAUUAGCCAGUAAGAAGAGAAGAGACAUGGCAUAUUGCUGGAUAGGUUAUAUGAUCUGACCGUGUACAUCUGAAAAUGUUACCACUGUCACAAGAAAAAAAUGAAAUUUGGUCUUAAAAUGUUAUCUUAUAUUCUUCAACUUUAAGAAGAAACAAAAUGUUAUUAGCACCAGUUUCAUUGGAUUUAGUAAGUUUUAAUUAGUAAAUUCAACUUCAUCUAUGUUCGUUUUCAAAAUUUUGCAGUGAAUUUGAAUUCCCGGUAAAUUUCCAUGAUUAGGCGAAAAUGAUUGUCAGAAGUGGGAUUCGAACCCACGCCUCCAUUCGGAGACCAGAAACCCCAUUCUACUGGAAGGUUUUCACCUUGAGUCUGGCGCCUUAGACCGCUCGGCCAUCCUGACAUGCGUCAUGAUGUGAAUAACAGGCUUUAUGGCUUCUCACUUGAGUAACGAUAAACGAUUGUUCAAGAUAGUGUUGUUUAUAUGAUUACUGUUUUUUUUCCUUGCGUGUGGUUAGCCAGGAUUGCACUGAAUGUUAUUUUCUAAAUGCAUUCUGAAUCCGUCACCACACCAUCGAGAUUUAACAUUAAAACAACUACUUUUCUUCAACUACACACAUUUCGGUUAAGAUAACAUAAUAUUAACGAUGUCUACAAGCAGACUUGAAUCUCACAUGCGACUCGAACGCUAACGUUAGCGUCAGGCUAUGUGUUUGAAUUGAAAACGUUACUUACUGAACCGCAUACAGAGACAGCGCAGUCAAUGAAAAUUGAGAAAUUAGUAAAACCGUAAUUCAUGCGUUUGUUUGUAGCCUAGAGGUAAGGAUCGCAUCUAGAUCUGUCUUUGAGAGAUUUUAUUGACAGAGCGUUGAUGAACAAAACGUCUUGGUCAUAAUCUGUCUGUCUAUGUCUUUAUUGAUAUCUUAUGAGCAUUAAUGAAAAAAAGUAUUAUCUUGGUCAUAAUCUGUCUGUCUAUGUCUUUAUAUCUUAUGAGCAUUAAUGAAAAAAGUAUUAUCUUGGUCAUAAUCUGUCUGUUUGUGUCUUUAUUGAUAGCUUAUGAGCGUUAAUGAAAAAAAUCAUUAACAUGGUAUUAACAUGGUCAUAAAAAAUGGUGGCUUGACGCUGCAAUACAUGGGGCACAAAAAUGAGCUUUGCAUAACCAAUCGGAAAUGUGUAGUUACGCUCCGGCCCCUUGGAUGGAGCACCAUACCUGAAAAAGACUAAGGAAAAAUUUGGGCUGAUAGGGAACAAUUUCAAACCUCUGUCCCUAACAGAAAGUAUCAAAUUGUCAUCAUUUCAAUGACUGCCCU
Xyrauchen texanus (razorback sucker) is the source of this 3551-nucleotide messenger RNA. RefSeq names its product protein associated with UVRAG as autophagy enhancer-like. Gene Ontology annotation, cellular component: intracellular membrane-bounded organelle; autophagosome membrane. Gene Ontology annotation, molecular function: phosphatidylinositol phosphate binding. Lineage: Eukaryota; Metazoa; Chordata; Actinopteri; Cypriniformes; Catostomidae. The transcript is spliced from 12 exons. The coding region runs from base 94 to 2061 and encodes 655 amino acids. The record is from RefSeq and is a predicted model, not a curated record. Gene Ontology annotation, biological process: autophagosome maturation; autophagosome-lysosome fusion; autophagosome-endosome fusion.